This is a messenger RNA of Opisthocomus hoazin, 1036 nucleotides long. The record is from RefSeq and is a predicted model, not a curated record. NCBI's taxonomy places the organism in Eukaryota, Metazoa, Chordata, Aves, Opisthocomiformes, Opisthocomidae.
AUGGGAGAGGCAGCCAUCUUAUCUUCAGCUCCCUUUGCAGAUGUGUGUGAGGCUUUAAAUGUGACAGUCUCGCCGGGACCAACAGUGCAAUACUCCGAGGGAGAUAAUGCUACCCUUUACUGCCACAUUUCUCAAAAGAGAAAGACAGACAAUUUGCUGGCUGUGCGGUGGGUCUUCGCUGCAUCACCUACCCAGGAGUAUCUGAUGAUCAAAAUGACAAAGUUUGGAUAUGUCCAGUAUUAUGGAAAUUAUACUCAUCAUUUCCACAAGCAAAGGCUUCACCUUCUUAAAGAGAAACAUGGAACUAUGUACAAAUUUCUUAUUCUAAGCCUCCAGCAAACAGAUCAAGGACAUUAUAUAUGCAAAGUCCAGGAAAUUGGCAAACACAGGAAUAAGUGGACAGCAUGGUCAAAUGGCACAGCAGCUACUGAAAUAAGAGUGAUUUCAUCAAAAUCUUCUGAUCAUCCCACUUUCAAGAAAAAACAUGAAGCUUGGAAGUUUUUUGAAGAUCUGUACGUGUAUGCAGUCUUUGUGUGUUCAGUAGGAAUCAUCAGCGUCCUCCUUUUUACACUUGUCAUUCUCUGCCAGUCACUCCUGAACAAGAGGAGAUCCACAGUGAAGCAUUACCUGGUGAAAUGCCCCCAGAACAGCUCUGGUGAAACAGUUACCAGUGUGACAAGCAUGUCACCUCUACAGCCCAAGAAGGUAAAGAAAAAGAAGGAGAAAGAGAAACUGGAGCAGCCACCAGCCAUCCCAGUAAAAGCUCCAAUAGCCAAUAAUUUUUCUAAGCCCAAGCUCUUGAAACCUCAAAGAAAAUUGAUCCUGCCAAAAAUCGCAGAGGAGAAUUUAACAUAUGCUGAACUUGAACUUAUGAAGCCAAUUCAGGAAGCCAAAGGCAUUCCCAGUACGACAGUCUAUGCACAGAUACUCUUUGAGGAGAACAAGCUGUAAUAGUUCAUGCCUGUAUAAAUGUCCUUUGUCUGUGUUCUAUUUAAUUCUUGCUGUGCUGUUUAUUUAUAAAAAUCAUAAAAAUGUC